AUGCUUGUGAACACCAACCGGCAACCAUCCAACUCGGACCGACAACUCAAUCACUCCUCGCACGACAACGUCAGUCUCCAAACCACAAGUACAAUACCUCAGAGCACAUCUCUUUGCAGGUAUACCAAUUUGCCUACCUUCAAGUCUUCAAAAAGCCACCCAAGUGAAGAAAUAAAACGAACAAAAUCAAACCAAAAUCAAACAAGACAAGAAGAAAAAAAGACCAUGGCUAUAAACAAGUUCCAAGUCGGAGCCAAGGAGCUGGCCUUUACGCUGUCUCUAUCUACAGCUGAUCUUCUACUCCACAACAGGCUGGCUACAAGGCCUAUCCACUCCGCCUUGCAACUUCUAGAACAGAAGUUUGCUGUCCCCUACAGAAAGAAAAUGUGCAAUAGAAAUGAAUACCAAGCCUGUCAACCCAAGAAAGAUCACUCAGAUCUCAACUCUCGGAAGUAA
Molecule: messenger RNA, 456 nt
Organism: Lindgomyces ingoldianus
Lineage: Eukaryota; Fungi; Ascomycota; Dothideomycetes; Pleosporales; Lindgomycetaceae
Exons: 2
Coding region: 1-456 (151 amino acids)
Source: RefSeq, a predicted model, not a curated record